AUGCCAAAAGCUGGAAUUAGUUCAAAUGCUGCACCAUCUCUUGCACGUACAAUUCAAGCAAAGAAACGUCGGCCUAAAAAUGGUGGGAAACCUCGCCCACGACGAGAUUUAAUUCAAAAGAAAAUAUUUAAAAUGACUACCACAGGAACAUUUUCUAUUCCUUUGUAUCAUUCGGCUGUUGAUGGUUUAACCGUUCCGAAUGAUAGUAGUAAAAAAGCUGUGAUUACGAAACAACAAACACCACCUGUACGUUAUCCAAUCAUACGGUCACAUAUACGAACAUCAUAUGCAUCUCAACCAUAUCCAAUACAUUCAAAUCUUCUACGUUCAUCAACAGGUUCUAUAUUAUAUCGCGUACCCAAUCCUCAAACAUCAACAACAACUAUUCUUCGACCGACAAAUCCAAGAUGGGAUUCAGCAAUAAAUAUUGUUGAUUUUAAAACUCAACCAUUAAUUAGUCAACAACAGAAAUCUCAUAAUCCAAUGGUAUUUUCAUCAGGAAAUAAAUUAUUAAGAUCGGAAUCGUUGAAAGUCCAAAAUAAUAAUUCAAUCAAUAAUGAAACAAUACAACAACAGAAAAUUGAUGCAAGAUGUUUUUGUGGUCUCGCGCCUAUACAGGAAAAUAGACAGUUGAUAAGAGAUAUGCCACCUUUUCGACCUCAGUCAUCAAUAAUUAGUAGGCCUACAACGACUGCUAGUGGUACAACUCCUUCACCAUCAGCUUCAACGCCAAUGAAUACAGCAGAAAAUCUUCCAAUACCGCAAUCUGAUUCAUCAUUUACAAUUGCAAGUAGUGGUGGUCUAUCGUCCAGCGCUCCACCUCCUAUCUCAGUUUUACGCAAUAAUGGUAAUGCAAUAGUAGAUAUGCCAAGUCCAAAUAAUUCAUUACCCGUUCCAGUAAAUGUUGAAAGUGACAACGAAGAAGAAGAAAAUCAUGACAUUCGUGGUUCAGACGACGAUGAACAAGAAGAUCCAAAAGAUUAUUGUAAAGGUGGUUAUCAUCCAAUAACUAUUGGUUCAAUUUUUAAUCAACGUUAUCAUGUUAUACGAAAAUUAGGAUGGGGUCAUUUUUCUACUGUAUGGUUAUGUUGGGAUCGUAAAGUUGCAAGAUUCGUUGCUAUGAAAGUAGUUAAAAGUGCAAAACAUUAUACUGAAACUGCAUUAGAUGAAAUAAAAUUAUUAACACACGUUCGUGAAAGUGAUCCAUCGGAUCCCUAUCGUCUUAAAUGUGUACAACUACUAGAUGAGUUCAAAGUAGCUGGUGUUAAUGGUACCCAUGUAUGCAUGGUUUUUGAAGUACUCGGUCAUAAUUUACUUAAACUGAUUAUACGCUCAAAUUAUCGUGGUAUACCGAUACCAAAUGUUAAAGCAAUCAUUAAACAAGUGCUACAAGGUCUUGAUUAUCUUCAUCGUAAAUGUCAGAUUAUUCAUACGGAUAUCAAACCUGAAAAUGUACUAAUGUGUGUUGAUGAAGAACAUGUACGUGCUUUGUCUUAUCAAGCUGCUGAAUGGCAUAAACCUGGUAUUAAGCCAGUUGGAUCUGCUGUUGCUACUGCGCAUAUUGUAAACAAACCAGAUCCUAAAACGAUGACAAAAAAUAAGAAGAAAAAAUUAAAGAAAAAGGAAAAACAAAAACAAAAAAUGUUAGAACUGACUCAACAACAAAUUCAAGAUGCAGAAAAACAAAAACACAAUCUAUUAAGUUCACCUAAUCAAGUUAAUUUAAAUAAAUUGAUUAUUACUGAUCAAACAACUCAAUCGAAGCCAGAUAUUUCCGGUGAACAAAAAUUGAAUGGUCAUCAAAAUUCGUCAGUAGACAAACAAGACAAUAAAUCAGAUGAAAGUGAUGAUGAAAAUCCUAUUAUUGAACCUGGUAACGGUCACGAUAAAAAACCACAAACAAAUGGAAAUAAUCAUGAUGAUACAGAACAAGAACUCAAUGAGCAGACUGCUUUGACGGCUACGGCUGCUAUUUCAGGUGAUGCAAAUAAACAAGCAACAUCGAAUGAACCGGAUGCAACAUCGGCACCUCGACCAAUGGCUGAACGAACGCCAAAUCCAGUUUUUGAAAUUGUACCUGAAGAAAUACUUCAAGUUAAAAUAGCUGAUUUAGGAAAUGCCUGUUGGACUUAUCAACAUUUUACAGAAGAUAUUCAAACACGUCAAUAUCGUUCACUUGAAGUUAUACUUGGAGCAGGAUAUGAUACGUCAGCUGAUAUAUGGAGUGUAGCUUGUAUGGCAUUUGAAUUAGUCACAGGAGAUUAUUUAUUCGAACCACAUAGUGGAGAAGAUUAUAGCCGAGAUGAAGAUCAUAUUGCACAUAUCAUUGAAUUGUUAGGUCCGAUACCUAUUGAAAUAGCUCAUUCGGGUCGGUAUUCAAGAGAAUUUUUUAAUAAACGAGGACAAUUACGUAAUAUAAAACAAUUAAAGCCGUGGGAUUUAUUUCAUGUAUUAACUGAAAAAUAUAAAUGGCCACCAUAUGAAGCUAUCGAAUUUACACAUUUUCUCGAGCCAAUGCUUCAUUAUGAUGUUAAUCUACGUGCUACUGCUGCUGAAUGUUUAAUGAAUCCAUGGAUCACUGGCGAACCUUUAUUUGGUAAUCCUGCUGACGGUUUUAUGUAUUCAGAAGAUCAAUUAACUUAUGCUAGUGGUAGUAGUGCUGAACAUAGUCCAUCGGCUUUACAAGCUGGCGCUGUUGGCUUUGAUUUUCGUAGACAGCCGGCUGAUUACGGUAAUUUCUUAUCGACUGCUGUUGGACAUCCACAGUUCAUACAUGGUGCAGUUAAUUUCAAUCCAGAUGAAUCAGAUGAUGAUGCUGAUGACAUGUCCGAACAAUCAGAUGAUGAUGAUGAUGAUGAUGCGCAAUCGGACGGUGAUGAAAGUAGUGUAGAAGAGCUUGAUGAAUGA
Rotaria socialis is the source of this 2907-nucleotide messenger RNA. The record is from the annotation of a GenBank genome assembly. NCBI's taxonomy places the organism in Eukaryota, Metazoa, Rotifera, Eurotatoria, Philodinida, Philodinidae.